AUGUUGCCAAGAGAUGUAUCAUCAUUCGAUCAUGAUCCACCAAAAGAUGUUAUCGAGGUGCUACCGGCGGUUCGACGAUUCUACACGAGAGGAGAAAUAACGCUCGGCGACUACAAUCGAAACUGGCCGAUCAUCUUAUGCUGCGAGAUUUCGAAGAAGAUCGGAUUGAAUCUUGUCUACAAGCAAACGGUCACGUUAACUACGACUGGACCUACACCUGUGGUUACUGUUUGGUUUAUGGGAAUCAGCUAUCGAUACAUUUGUGGAUAUCAGCAGAUCAAUCCUACCCUGAGCGAAGAAGAGAAUGUUAGAGAAGCUAUCGGUGCUUUAUACAACAGACUCUCAGAUGUUGGGGCUGUACCCAGUGGGAUAGCUAGACUUUGUGCCCGAUUCGAGCUUUUGAAACCGGUUGUAUUGUUGACAUUGCCUUGGUUUCAACAUCUUAUGAUCAAAAUAAACGAAACGCUGUAUAAAGAUCUCAUGUUUGACAUGCCCACAAGACCCAUGAACGAGACUGCGCUUCUAGUGAAAGUGGAGUCGUUAACGAAAUACUUGCAAAAGUGGUCAGCACAUUAUUGGACCAACAAGCUGUGUAUGCGAUGUCCAUCUUACGUGCAGAUAGUGCGACUAUGGGGAGCCGGUGUUCCAAAUGUUCGACUGCCCAAUGAAAAGUUUAAAGAGAUUUACGACUGUUCGGGUGUUAGAAGUGGUGUCAUUCAAUUCCUCGAGGACUAUCUCGUCGAGGAUAGUGAUCCGCAAAAGCAGCGCAAAGCACUACAGAAACGAAUCGAUUUUCCACCAGACGGUUCACCACAUCCGCUAUUGCUUGGUGUCCCAGAAGCUUUGACGUCGUAUCUGGAUGGACUUGAUAGCAGGUGCCCCAUUCCAUUGGCAAUUAAUGAAUUUAUCGACUUCUUCAAUGGCGGCGCUGAUAAAUCCAAAUCGAUGGAUACACCAAUGCCAUCGUUGUUACUUCAAACAAGCAGAACCACUAAUGCCAGCCUUGAAUCAUUUGUGCAGCAGAAAGACGACACAUUGUUUGUGCCAAUUGACAAACCAAGCGAUUUCCAAGUUAUUGUGCAAGAGAAACCUGGGCUCAACUUACUCAUUCAAAAUUUGCCCGAAAGAGAGAAGGAUCCAAAGGUCACUAGACAAGUGGAAAUUGCCACCGUUUCAGAAGUGCUUGCUUUAGUUGGAGUCAAAGACGAAGAUUUUGAUGUUUUGGGACGAGUCCGUCUACCUGCAUACACUUCGCUCUACAAACCCUUGCCAUUGCAAGUUCGUCUCAGUAUCCACGUUCGCAAGCCAAAUCUCGAGGAUUUAAAUAAUGCUUUGAAGCGUCAUCCACGUCUAAAAACGCUAGCCGUGAGCUGGUUUACCGAGGAAAACGAGAAGCAAAGAAAAAUCACCGAGAAAGGUUCUAGAUCUCGUCCAGAAACGACGCGAACAAAAGAUCGAAAGCGCAGUCACUCCAGAAGCCGAGAACGCAAGCGUUCUCGAGAUCGUGAGCGCAAACGUGAAAAAAGCCGAAGUCCCCGAAGGUCCGAUAAGAAGUCGGAACCAAGCAUUAGGGACAGUUCUCAGCCAUCUUUGUUUGGGCGAGACUUGAGGGAGGUCUAUUCGCGCCGUGUCAAAAAUUUUGUGACAAAAGUUGCGGAAACGGCGGACUGUAAACUAGUCAUCGGUGCCUUUCCGGAAGAUCCCAUAAGCACGAAAGUAAACGCCAAGUUCACCGAUAUCCCUUUCAUGAUCCAAGCUGAAGAUAUUGCUUUGGCUUCACUGAUUGCUCGCCUCGUUGACUUGGGAAUGGUUCCCAAUCAGCUGGUCGAUUUGGUCUCAACGUAUGAUGAAUGGUGUGCACCCAUUUGCAAAGUUUUGGGCCCGUGUAUGAAUUUUGCAAAAGCCGUUCUCAAGAGCCCGGACUACGCGCCAAUUUUAAUGGAAAUUGCAAACUACGAACAAAAUGGGCAACUUUUCAUGCCACCAACCAGAGUCGACCAAAUCUACGCUGUCACAAAAUUUGUUCAAACUAUGAAAGAAUUUGGAGCAAAACACUGGACAAUGACGACACUUAUAGCGCCUGAUGCAGCUUCACAGAUUCCUCAGAUCGCUGAUGGGUCAUUCAAAGUCGUGGCUUCUGAUUCUCGAGAGGCUCGUGACGAAAGGACCAAAGAAAAGAAGAUCAAAGAAAAACAAGAACAGCGUGCGAAGCAAGAAGCAAAGGAGGCAAAGAAAUCUAAAAGCUAUAAAAACAACAAGAAAGAGGAACGAUCGAGGAGCCCAGGUAGAGUCAAAGCGCGUGGCAAAUCACCAGAAGCUCCAAAGAGCGAGACACAAGUUCCAAUGGAUAUUGAGAAGGAGGCACUGUUUGUCGAUUUGGUCUCUGAUGACGAAGAAGAGAGCAGCGACAAAGAUGAUCCGGAAGAGACGAUCAAGCGUCUUGCGAGAGAAGAAGCUGAACUAGAGAGAAAGAAUCAAGAAAUUCAACGACAGCUCGAAUUAUUGGACAAAGGAUUGUUAAAAACGGAAGAUGCAUGGGCCCUAUUGAGCUCGUUGAACAAAGAUGUGGAGAAAGAGAAGAGUAGCAAGAAGCUUGAACGAGAGAUGGUAGAGAAAAAGACGAGUCGAAAGAGUCCACGAUCGGGCAGUCCAUGGGAUGAACGGAAGCGUAGCGUGAAAACAAAUGACAAUAAAGCAAGCGAUCAUGGAAAACAGUCGAAAGAGCGUAUUUCUCCUCUUGCCAGUCACUCCAAUGAUAAAUAUGCUAAAAACAGGAGUGAGAUUUCCAUAAAGGCCGCUCAGAAGUCACGAUCGGAACUACCCGAGGAAUCGAGAGUAAAGAUGCCGACUACGACCGCUGUUGUGACCACUACGACUGCAGUAUAUUCGAAUCCGAUCACUACUUCGGCUGCAUCAUUCAACCAACCAAUCAUUCCGAUAAAUUCCUUCAAUGUGCAAUCGUCUCCGAACAACAUUCAACCAUCCACGGCUACGAUUAUGACUUUUCCUCCUUCGAACAUCUCACAACCACCACCGGCGCUUCCGAAGAUGCCAGUUACUACUUAUGUACCACCUGUGAAUUUGAAUGCACAACCUCAACUACAAGCUCCGACCGUCGAAAGUAACGAAGAAUUGAGGAAACAAGCCGAGCUUCUCGAAGAACAACUGCGUUUGUUGCAAAGAUUGAAGGCGUUGACGAAACAAAUUGAUGAUGGUGGAUUCUCGGCACCGAUGGUUGUUGCACCGACACCGACUCCCGAUAUGCGUGGACCGCCGCCGAUGCAGCGAAUUACGCCAGCAGCAAAUUGGCCAAACCAAUCAUACGUCUCGCCUGAAUCUCGCCUGAAGCCACCGAUUAUUGCACAACCUGUGGAUCCGUUGGGAGCCCGACGUUUUCAAAUAUUUCCGCCACAGCUCCCAUCUUUCGUUCCCGAUUGGUGUAUUGACUUUCUUAACGAGGCCGAGAAAAUCACACCGUUCUACUUGCAAAAAAUUUGCAGUGCGGUUCAGGAUCAAGGAGAAAUCCGCCAACUACUAUUAGAGCCUAGGUUCUGUCGUGAACACGACCCAGCUAUUCGUCCAUGCGCCUUUCAUUGCCAUGUCGGACUUAAUCAUAAGACCGUUGACUGUAUCGUACAACUCCCAUGGUCUCGCCGUAUUCGACUUGCCGAAUUAAAUGGAAUAUGUUUGGAUAAGAAGAUAUGCAUCAUGCCGCAUCGUGGUGAAUGCCCGUUACGCUCUCAACAAUGCCAGUUUUGCGGCGAUCUUCACUUCCUGGCUUGGUGCAGGAAGCAGGCACAGAUGCGAAAUUUGUACGACGUAGCUGACGAGCAGCAAGUGAUCUCUCAAAAUCCGGUAGCUUCAAUGGGAACAGGAAGUCUUCCCAACACCACAUUUUCCUAUGGUAUG
This is a messenger RNA of Mesorhabditis belari, 3909 nucleotides long. The record is from the annotation of a GenBank genome assembly. Lineage: Eukaryota; Metazoa; Nematoda; Chromadorea; Rhabditida; Rhabditidae.